GAAAAUAAUAAUGAUAAAAUUAAGUGCGAUAAAAUAAAAAUAUAUGAAAAUAAUAAUGAUAAAAUUAAGUGCGAUAAAAUAAAAAUAUAUGAAAAUAAUAAUGAUAAAAUUAAGUGCGAUAAAAUAAAAAUAUAUGAAAAUAAUAAUGAUAAAAUUAAGUGCGAUAAAAUAAAAAAUGAUCAUCUUAAAAAUGUACCAGUAAAAAAAAAAAAAAAAGAAUAUACGAAAAAUGUGAUAGGGAGUAAAGUGCAUACACACGAAUUGCAUAAGGAAAAUAUUUUUGUUCUACCUAAGGAUAAUAUUAAUAAUAAAUUUGGAGAAAAAAAAAAAAUUCCCUUAAAACAAAAAAAUAAAAAAGUAAAAAAAAGAACCUUUUCUGAAAGUACUAUAAAUAUUUUAUCAUAUUUUAAAAAU
Plasmodium reichenowi is the source of this 414-nucleotide messenger RNA. RefSeq lists its product as hypothetical. Lineage: Eukaryota; Apicomplexa; Aconoidasida; Haemosporida; Plasmodiidae. The transcript has a single exon. The annotation marks the transcript as partial. The record is from RefSeq and is a predicted model, not a curated record.